GCCACCUGGCUGGCGCUCUGAGGCGGCCGGAGGCCAGGGGAGGGGGCAAGAUGGCGGCGGUGGUGGAGGUGGAGGUUGGCGGCCCCCUCGACCACGAGCCGGAGGAGGCGGACUUAUCCCACCUGGCUCCGGAAGACAGAUGGAGGGUCGAGCACGCACGGAUGCACGCUAAGCACCGGGGACAUGAGGCCAUGCACGCGGAGAUGGUCCUCAUACUAAUCGCCACGCUGGUCGUCGCCCAGCUCCUCCUGGUGCAGUGGAAACAGAGGCAUCCGCGCUCCUACAAUAUGGUCACCCUCUUCCAGAUGUGGGUCGUCCCCCUCUACUUCACUGUCAAGCUGCAUUGGUGGCGCUUCCUAGUCAUCUGGGUCUUCUUCUCAGCCGUCACUGCCUUCGUCACCUUCAGAGCGACCCGCAAGCCUCUUGUGCAGACGACGCCCAGGUUGGUGUACAAGUGGUUUUUGCUAAUAUACAAGAUCAGCUACGCAACGGGAAUCAUUGGGUACAUGGCGGUGAUGUUCACAUUGUUCGGGCUUAACUUAUUAUUCAGAAUCAAGCCAGAAGACGGGAUGGACUUCGGGAUUUCCCUGCUGUUCUAUGGCCUCUAUUACGGCGUGCUUGAGCGGGACUUUGCCGAAAUGUGUGCUGACUACAUGGCGUCCACGAUAGGGUUUUACAGUGCAUCAGGCAUGCCGACAAAACACCUCUCGGACAGCGUCUGUGCCGUCUGUGGGCAGCAGAUUUUUGUCGAUGUCAACGAAGAAGGGAUUAUCGAGAACACGUACAGACUGUCCUGCAAUCACGUCUUCCACGAGUUCUGCAUCCGCGGCUGGUGCAUCGUUGGGAAGAAGCAGACGUGCCCCUACUGCAAGGAGAAGGUCGACCUAAAGCGAAUGUUCAGCAACCCCUGGGAGAGGCCGCACGUCAUGUACGGGCAGCUGCUGGACUGGCUGCGCUACCUGGUGGCCUGGCAGCCGGUCAUCAUCGGGGUGGUGCAAGGCAUCAACUACAUCCUGGGACUGGAGUAGCUCUCCUCCCCGGCUGCCUCCCGCCUCUGCCAGUGUGGGCCCAGAGAGCCACGUGGCCCGGGACGUUGCAGAAACCCCAGGGAGACGCGCGGGGUUUCCUCUUCGCCGGAGGCCCCUCUGCUCGCAAAGUCGGACAAGGACCUGUGGCCCCCAGGGAAGCGCUCAAACCGCCCGAGGGUCGGCAGGGAGGGAGGAGAGGCCUUUUCUAAAAAAAAAAAAAAAACAAAAAAAAUUAUAAUGAGCAUAUUUAAGAUCUUUUUAUCGCUGAUUUCCGAAGGGAAGGGACUCGCCCGGGUUCGUCUUCGCUCCCGCCCUGCUCUCCCGUAGCGUACCCGCUUGCUGUAGAAGGAGGAAAGAAGCCGAGAGAAUUUGUGCAAUCCGCCUCCCCCCCCCCCCUCAAGCGCCACUUGGAGGGGGGCAACCCUGCCGCUUCAGCCCCUCCCAGGAGUGAGAACGGGAGCUCGGGGGGGGGGGGCAGCCAGCAGGUUGGGGCCAGGUCUACCUCCUGCCCCCUCCCCUCCGCAGGCCAAGUUGUCAUCUGGGGAGUGCCAGUCGUUGGUGCUUGGAAGGCGGGGGGAAUGCUGGCUGAGUGGAAGGGGAGGUCCUCUUUGAGUCAGCUCCUUGACCUGGAAUUGCCUGUGCCCCCCGUCCCUUCUCUUCCUUGUUGUUCUCGAGGUGACGGGUGGUGGCAAUAACCCCCUCCCUCCAUCCCCCCCCCCCAUCAGCCCAUCUUGGACGUUGAACUUGGACUCGAUCUGAAAAAGGAACUUUCGUUUGCACUAUUCUUCUUGUGUGACCUCCCCCCCCCCCCCAAAAAAAAAACAUUGCCGUUAACUCUUUGCACAGCUGGGUAGUUUCCUCCACAAAGAGGGGGGAGCGUUUCGGGCCCGGCUCAACAUGUGCAGCUUCUGCACCUUCGGGAAGCAGCCAGGGGGCUUCCAGCUCCUCGAUACCUUCCCAGAAAAGGCACGUUAAAAUAUUUGGAUUCCCCGGGCAAGGGAGAGACGGGUCGCUUGUGUGUGGUUUCCGUUGUGCUCGCCCGAAAAAGGCGGCACUGCCUGUCGAAUCCAACUCCCCCGGUGGGACGUCUUUCCGUUCGGACACAGCCGUGGGGGUCUUGCUUGCCUAGCCAGUCACUUUGUGAAGGUGGGAAAGGGGAGGAGAUGGCGCUGCUGAAGAGCCAGCCUCUUGGCCACGGCCACUCGCGUGUUUUACUCUGAGAAGCCCCAUAGGAAUGUGCAGGUGAGCUCCAUCUGUGAGUAAGGGAGGCCUUGCCUCGUCACUUCCGGACUUCCACCCCGCCCAACCUCUGAUGACCUUAGGGAGUGUGUGGGGAAACUCCUGAGGGCGAGCGGGGAAACUUCCCGACCCUUCCGGACCCGGUGAGUCGCCGAGGACUCAGAGCCCCACGUGGAUCAGCUGAUGGGGACUCAUCCCAGGGUUGCUUCAUGACACCAUCUUCUGACCGCCCAGUUCCAGUGGAAUUUGGAGAGGUUUCCAGGCUCUGAAGAAACGAGGUGGAAUUCGGGUUGCCGGUAGAACAGGACAUCAGUGUAGUGGGGAGGCCAACGGUGUGUUCCUUGAGGACAACAAGCUGCUCCUCCGCAGUUAUUAUUUUCCCACCUGCCCCCCCCCCACUCUUGCCUUUGGGGUUGACCACUUCCUUUGUCCCCCAAGGUAGACGUUUUUCAUUGCUCUGAAAUGUAGGGUUGAGUUAGAUGUCUUCUGCAAGAAAAAGGGGACGGCUUUCCUCUGGUAGGCCCAAGGGAGUCUUCUGCUGGCACGUGGGACUUCCCUCUUGCAGCAGCGGGAGGCUUCUUGGGCCAAAGGAGGGCGGUGUUGGAAACAGAACAGAUCCACGGGAUCCGGCCCCAAGCAAGCAAGCAAGUGGGAAAGUCGCAAGGCAAGAAAGACUUGGCAAUUCAGGUGUCUGGCUUUGGCAGGGAACGUUUUCUCUCUCCGGUGGGCGCCACCAGCAUUGUUGGUUUUCAGAGGACAGAGUGGCUUCCUGCAGAGCUUUUUGGGUGGGCUGGGAAGGGGCGUAUUUGCCGGUGGCAGCUUCUGCCUCACGUCUGCCCGAGUUGGCCAGCAGAAGAAAGGAUCCAAAUACGUCCGCUAGAUCUCGGGGGGCAGGGGAGCAAUGAGCUAGCCACGGUAGGGGCAGUGGCUUAAUGCAAAGCAGUUCUAGCGGGCACAUCCCCACUUUGGUCCUUGCAUCGCCCUCCUGCGUUGAGUCGUGCAUGCUCAGGGGGCCAGCGUGGCGGUCAGCGGAGCAGCAAUGCAUUAUUUAAUCCACGAGACCGCCAUUAGCACCGAAGCUCUCUUCGGCGGGCUGCCAUUUUGGGAGACAGCCCAGUCAGGGGUUGGUUGGUUUGUUUUUCUUCUUUCCACCUGAUAAAAGACGUGUAAUAAAUUGAGCCAAAAUCGUU
This is a messenger RNA of Heteronotia binoei (common prickly gecko), 3457 nucleotides long. RefSeq names its product ring finger protein 121 (gene RNF121). Gene Ontology annotation, molecular function: ubiquitin protein ligase activity; metal ion binding. Lineage: Eukaryota; Metazoa; Chordata; Lepidosauria; Squamata; Gekkonidae. The coding region runs from base 51 to 1028 and encodes 325 amino acids. The record is from RefSeq and is a predicted model, not a curated record. The transcript has 9 exons. Gene Ontology annotation, cellular component: endoplasmic reticulum membrane; Golgi membrane.